Pogona vitticeps (central bearded dragon) is the source of this 2849-nucleotide messenger RNA. Lineage: Eukaryota; Metazoa; Chordata; Lepidosauria; Squamata; Agamidae. The record is from RefSeq and is a predicted model, not a curated record.
AGAUGAUACGUCUGCUUAUGUUAGUAGGAAAAAGACAAUGGAAUCUGGAAGUGUGGAAACGAUAGCCACUAACCCUUCUGGAGGGUCCAAUGGCUUAGAAGAGCCUAAGAAGAUGACAAGGGAGGACUGGAGGAAGAAAAAAGAAUUGGAAGAACAGCGAAAACUGGGCAAUGCACCAGCUGAAGUGGAUGAAGAGGGAAAGGACAUCAACCCUCAUAUUCCUCAGUAUAUUUCCUCAGUCCCCUGGUAUAUCGAUCCUUCCAAAAGGCCUACACUAAAGCAUCAGCGACCUCAACCAGAGAAGCAGCGUGAAUAUACAUUGCUAGGGGAAUGGUACAAGCGAGGAGUCAAAGAAAAUGCCGUUACAACUAAAUAUCGCAAGGGAGCAUGUGAGAAUUGUGGUGCCCUGACGCAUAAGAAGAAAGACUGCCUGGAGAGACCCAGAAGAGUCGGAGCAAAAUACACAGGAACAAACAUUGCACCAGAUGAGCACGUGCAGCCUCAGUUGAAGUUUGAUUAUGAUGGAAAAAGAGACCGUUGGAAUGGCUACAAUCCAGAAGAGCACAUGAAGAUUGUGGAAGAAUAUGCUAAGGUUGAUCUUGCUAAACGCACACUCAAAGCACAGAAGCUACAGGAAGAACUGGCUUCAGGAAAACUGACAGAGCAGGUGAACUCCCCACGACAUCGAUGGGACGAAGAAGAACCCAACUCACAGACGGAAAGAGAUCAUAAUAGUGAAGGAGAAGAUGAAGACAAAUAUGCAGAUGAUAUUGAUAUGCCUGGACAGAAUUUUGACUCUAAAAGGCGCAUCACGGUCCGAAACUUACGUAUUCGAGAGGAUACUGCUAAAUACUUGCGGAAUUUAGACCCCAAUUCUGCAUACUAUGACCCCAAAACAAGAGCAAUGAGGGAAAAUCCAUAUGCCAAUGCCGGAAAGAACCCAGAUGAAGUCAGCUAUGCAGGGGACAACUUUGUCCGUUACACUGGGGCUACCAUCUCCAUGGCACAGACUCAGUUAUUUGCCUGGGAGGCCUAUGAAAAAGGCUCUGAAGUUCAUCUCCAGGCAGACCCUACAAAACUUGAACUCUUGUACAAAUCCUUCAAAGUGAAAAAGGAAGACUUUAAAGAGCAGCAGAAAGAAAGCAUCUUAGAAAAGUAUGGAGGACAAGAACAUCUGGAUGCGCCACCACCAGAGUUGCUGCUUGCUCAAACAGAAGAUUAUGUUGAAUAUUCCCGACAUGGAACCGUUAUUAAAGGGCAAGAGAAGGCUGUUGCUCGCUCUAAAUAUGAGGAAGAUGUAAUGAUCAACAAUCACACGUGUAUUUGGGGUUCCUACUGGAAAGAAGGCAAAUGGGGCUACAAAUGCUGCUACUCAUUUGUCAAGUACUCGUACUGCACAGGAGAAGCUGGGAAAGAAAUUGCUAAUGCUGAUGAAGAAUUGCCAGAUGACCUGCACAAGGAAGAGUAUCUAACAAAACCCAAAACUUUGCUGGAGUUACAUCAAGAAAAGCAAAAAGAGGAAAAGAAGAAGAAGAAGAAACAUAAGAAGAGUACAAGUUCUGAUAGUGAGGGAGAAGACAAAAAGAAGCAGGAAAAAUUGAAAAAGGCACUCAAUGCAGAAGAAGCCCGCCUCCUUCACGUGAAGGAAAUCAUGCAGCUGGAUGAGAGAAAGAGGCCAUACAACAGCAUGUAUGAAAGCCGGGAACCGACAGAGGAAGAAAUGGAGGCUUAUCGGAUGAAGCGGCAGCGACCAGAUGACCCAAUGGCCUCUUUUCUGGGGCAGUAAUUUUGGGAAAAGAGACUUGCUAGCCCACAGGAUGUGGCUGCUGUUACGUUUGGUGACCAAAUGGGCAGACCUCUGCCAAUUCCCUUUCUGGAUGUGUGUGUGUCUGGCCUGAAAAAGAUGUAGAGUUUUAUACCGAGUGGGGUUUUUUGUAUAUAUCUUUUUGUUGGCCAUAUUAAUUGACUAUGCUGUACCUGCUGCUCAAACAUCUGAUAGAUUUAAGAUUAAAAAAACAAAAAAAGCCACCAGUCAAGAGCAUCAGAUGUUUAAAAAAGAAAAAGAGUAAAAGAGGCAGGCUGGGAGAGAAGGGUAGUAGCAGAGCAUGUCCUAUUCCAGCAGUUGACCGGUUGUGCAACCCAUCUCAGUGUCAAGGAAAGAAGAGGCACUCAACAGGACCCUGCUAGAAGUGGGGGUUACAUACACUAACUAUCCUUCUACUCCAUACUUAGAUACUAGGAUACUUGUCGGCUACUUUACUCUACCAAAGUGUGUGAUAGCCUACUUCUUUAUAUAGAUUUUUGUGGAUUUAAUCCAAAAGUAUUUGCAAAGGCUUUCACAGUUGGGAUCUAAUGGUUGUUGUGGGUUUUUUUGGGCUCUUUGGCUAUAUUUUGAAGCUUUAGAGUUGCUGUGUAGGAAAACUGAUAUUUUUAUUCAGAAGCUUUAAAAAAAAUGGUUCUGAAAGCAUUUUUCUGGAUAUAUACUCAGCUGUUGACUUCUUCUCAUUAGAAAUGAAUUUAGUAUGUAUUCCAAAUACCUUGGGAAGUUCAAAGAGUUCUGUUUUAAUGAGGUUAGGUACUUUGUAAAAAAUUUUUAUAAUCUUUCAGCGAAUCAAUUGGGAAUGAUCCAUCCUUUCCCUAUACCUCUUCCCUCACCUACACACAGAAUGGCAUGUCUGUGGUGAUGCCUAAGCAAGUCAGUUCCCCAUUUUCUCUCCCCUUCACAUGCAGAGCUCUAUAUGCAACAUAGAAGUUUAAUUGUGCUCAAUUUUGAGUGAUAGCUCUGAACUGGACUACUCCAUGUGGAUGAACUGGAUUUCCUAGGCACUUAAUAGAGGUUGUACACCUUC